AUGUCUGACGAAAAAACUCAAGCUCAAUUAGAGAUCAACUCCACGGCUGGCGACUCGUCCGAUGCCGUCAACAAGACCUCAGAUGACUUCCAUGACCACAUCGAGUUGAAGAGACAUACUUCUGCCGAAAUCGAGUCCUCUGGAAAUUGGUACGACAAAAAGGUGUCUAUCUUCGGUACCAAGUAUGGCUUCCGUUUCUCAAAUGCCAUGACUCAAGUUGUCAUGUUGUCGUUCGUCGUGUUUAUGACCCCAGGUAUGUUCAACGCCUUGUCUGGUAUUGGUGCUGCCAUCAAUGAUGUCAAGACUUCCGAUAACGCUAACGUUGCCUUAUACUCUACCUUUGCCUCUGUUGGUUUCUUCGGUGGUACCAUCUGUAACACUAUCGGAGUCAGAGCCUCGCUUAUGUUCGGUGGUAUGGGUUACGCCUUGUAUGCUGCUUCUCUCUUAUGUUUCUACCAUACCGAGAACAAAGGGUUCGUUAUCUUUGCCGGUGCUUUCUUGGGUGUUUGUGCCUCUGUCUUGUGGUCUGCCCAAGGUACCAUUAUCAUGUCUUACCCAACUGAAGGAACUAAAGGUAGAGCAAUUAUGGUCUUUUGGUUCAUUUUUAACUUCGGUGCUGUCAUCGGUGCCAUCAUUCCUUUGGCCGACAACUUAGAAAACAAAUCCUCUGCCGUUAACGACGGUACAUUCAUCGCAUUCAUCAUCUUGAUGUCCUUGGGUAGUAUCAUUGCUUACUUCAUGUUGCCCAUGUCCAAGGUUUACAAAUCCGACGGUACCAGAGUCAUGACUCAGAAGCACCCAUACUGGAAGGACGAGUUGUUUGGCUUGGGUAAGUUGUUGUGGAGAGAACCAAAGAUCUUGUUGAUGUUCCCUAUGUUCUUCGCCUCUAACUGGUUCUACACCUACCAAUUCAACGAUUUCAAUGCCGGCCGUUUCAACGUCAGAACCAGAUCCUUAAACUCGUUGUUGUACUGGUUCUCCCAGAUGAUCGGCGCCUUGUUCAUCGGUUCCAUCUUGGAUUUGAAGUACUUCACCAGAGCUAACAGAGCCAGAAUCGGCUGGUUUAUCAUCUUUGUUCUUGGUAUGGGUAUCUGGGGUGGAGGUUUGAAGUUCCAACAACAAUUCACCCGUAAAGACGUCACUAUCCAGGCUCCAGCUACUGAACCAAGACUUGCUCCAAUUGACUUCAAGGACGGUGGCUACAUUGGCCCAAUGUUCCUCUACAUUUUCUACGGUGUCUACGAUGCCAUCUUCCAGUCGUUCAUCUUGUGGACUCUUGGUGCUCUUUCCAACAACCCAAAGAAGACUGCCUUGUACGCUGGUUUCUACAAGGGUAUUCAAUCAGCUGGUGCUGCUAUCGCCUGGAGAUUGGAUGCUCUUGAAACUCCCUACAUGGACAUGUUUGCUUCAUCGUGGGGUUUGGUUCACGGUUCGCUUGUGAUCGCCGCUCCAUUGGUGCUUUUCAAAAUCACCAACCACACCGAAGCUGAGGAGGAUGGAAUGGACAAGGUUGUUGACGCUGACGAGUUGACCUCCGUCAAGUCCACCGGUCCUCACUCUAUCGCACUUCCAGAAAACAUUGACAGCAAGGUCUAA
This is a messenger RNA of Scheffersomyces stipitis CBS 6054, 1596 nucleotides long. RefSeq names its product Ngt1p (gene NGT1). Lineage: Eukaryota; Fungi; Ascomycota; Pichiomycetes; Serinales; Debaryomycetaceae. The transcript has a single exon. The coding region runs from base 1 to 1596 and encodes 531 amino acids. The record is from RefSeq and is a predicted model, not a curated record.